UCUAAAAAAAGAUACAAUGGAACAAAAUUUAAAUAAUAGAGUGUAUAUAAAUCCAAAUUUUAAAAGAACAGAUAAUGAUCCCUGGCCCACAUCACCAAUUAAAACAACACACUUUAACCGACACUAUCUGGAGGAAAUGCCAAACCUAAUUUCCCCAAAAACCAAUGAAACAAUGAUUAACAAUAGAAAAAUAUAUGUCAACCCUAAUUUUAUAAGCGGCAACAAUGUCACGCAAACCAAUCCACCAGCAAGUGCAGUAUAUUUUGAAAGGAAUAAAAAUGUGAAUAAUGCAUCAAAUAUACAGCUAUUACACAGAUCUAAAUAUUCUCUCAUACAAAAUUUCCAUCAGAGUAUCGUAAAUGAAGCACAAACAAGUAAUAUUAUAGAAAUUAAUAAAAACUAUGCACUGGCAUCAAAUCUUACAGCCACCCAAGUUAAUAAGAAGAGUAAUACUCAAGGCAUACAACCAGCAAGGGCUUUAAAUAUUGAUACAAAUGAAAUUGUGAAUAAUGCAAUAAGUAAACAGCUUAUAUAUAAAUCUAAAUAUUCAUUAGUACAAAAUGUUCUAAGUAAAGAACAAGUAAAAGCUAAUAUAGAAAAAAAUAAAAACAAUCAAAAUACUAAGAAACCAACACAGGAAGUACUCUUGACAAGAUCUCGUUAUUGCAUUGUCAGAAAGAAAAAGAGAUUAUCUGUAACUGUUGAGCAAGGAAUUCAAAACAAUUCCCCAACAGACUUAGUAACUGCUAAGUAUCCUGUAACUUUGGCAUCUGUAAAUCAAUUGACUCGUUAUUCAAAUCUGCAUUCAAUUAAAAACAGUCAAAAGAACAAAGUCAGUUGUAAAACACCUGAAAAAAUUACAAAAAUUAAAUUAUCUAAGUAUAAAACCGUACCUGCUAGCUAUUUAAAAAAGAAUACUGCUGUAGAGAUAAAUACAAGAUUAAGUUCUUCUUUAAGUACACUCAAUAGAAGUAGAUUCAGGUUUAUUAAACCCAGUACACCUAUUAAAUUUACUACACCUGUAUCCUCAAUAAAGGCAGCAUCAAGAAUUAUACAACACAUUGAAAAGAGUGCAUGCAGUGGAAGUAAAGUGAAGUCAUCAAAAUCCUUAAGAGCUAAAUUCAAUAUAAACAAUAUUCCAUGUAGAUUAUUCACGAAGUUUGGAAAAUGCUUGAGGAAAGAUCAUGGAAGCUGUAAAUACUUGCACGAUAAGAAGCAUGUGUCAUUGUGCCGCAAAUUCUUAAAAGGUAUCUGCCAUGACAAAAACUGUUCUCUAUCACAUGAGACAACGGCAAAAAAGAUGCCCACAUGUUAUUUUUAUCUGAAGGGAAUGUGCACCAAGGAUGGUUGUCCAUACUUACAUGUGAAACUAAGUGAUAAAACCAAGAUUUGCGAGGAAUUCGCAAAAGGAUAUUGUGAGAAUGGUGACAAGUGUCCAUUUAAACAUGUUGAUCAAUUAAAAAAGGCAAAAAAAUCUUCUCGGAUCAAUCGGAGAUGUUCACAAAAUAGAGAUUCAAACUCUACCCAAAAAAAAAGUGAAAAUAAAAUCCUAGAAAAUUGUGAAAAACAUAUGAAUUCAGGAGAAAUAAAAGAACAUGAUGAUAAUGAUUGUAGGUAUUACAAAGAAUUAAUUAACAGUGAUGAUAGUUAUGAGACUAUUAAACCUAAAAGAUGUAAAUUAGGUACCUUGCCGUCAUUUAUACAGUUGUAAUUAUUAUAGUUAGAAAAAUAUGUCACCUAUUUUAUUUUUGGUAUGAAGAUUAGAGUAA
Messenger RNA from Pararge aegeria (speckled wood butterfly), 1769 nucleotides. RefSeq names its product zinc finger CCCH domain-containing protein 3 (gene ZC3H3). NCBI's taxonomy places the organism in Eukaryota, Metazoa, Arthropoda, Insecta, Lepidoptera, Nymphalidae. Gene Ontology annotation, cellular component: nucleus. The transcript has a single exon. Gene Ontology annotation, molecular function: metal ion binding. The coding region runs from base 17 to 1711 and encodes 564 amino acids. The record is from RefSeq and is a predicted model, not a curated record.